AUACCCAAUCCCUAAACAAACGCCAUCAUCAAGGGACGUUUAGAAUUCAAACAAAAUUGUCAAGCCUUAAAAGCGGUAAUAAACGGUUGGCACUUAUGUGCACGUACUGAUUCUGCGAAAUAUCUAGAAGGUUUUGUUGGAGUGAAACUUUUAGCCUAAGAUUCUUCAGCAAUUGAUAGGAAACAGUGAUAUAAUAAUCAAACCGUUGCAGCUUGCAGCACUGCUAUCCUAACAGUUCUCCUGACUAGAUUAGGUACAGAUAGCAUGCCGAAUGUAGUGUUGUCACGCGAAUCUUUAUUGUUUUACCAACAGAGUAAAAUGAACGCAAAAGUACAAAGUCGAUCUCUUCCUGUUGUUUUUGAUGACACUUACCAAGAAGAUGGUAACCGGGGAUUAAAGAGUCCUGUAGCUCUCAGGACCAAAGCAUUGCAAGGAAGGAAAGCUGAAACAGACGGGAAAAUCAAAAGUGUGAAACCUCUUCAAGAUGCUGCUGCAUCACACAAGAAAAUAUCAGAAGAUAUACUUCUAAACACCUCAAAUCACCUCUUACAAGUUGCUCCAGAGGAACAUCACCGUGAACUAAAUGGAUCUAAGAAAAAAGGAAGGGCAAAAGUAAAAGGGAAAGAGUCUACCGUCCUUCAAAAUGCUAGUAAAACUCAAAUAAAUGAGGUUGAGAAAAUGAAAAUUGGCAAGAAACGGGAUUCCAGGCAGAGAUCAAAACGAGAUACAAAAAAACAGUCAGCAGAAAAUAUACAUGAACCGGUAUACGAGCCGACCCCUAAACGACUAAGGAUUGUUUCAAAUGCACAAAGCUUUACUACAAACAUGGCAUCUGUCAUUGGAGCUUCCGCAAACAAUUUCAGCAAAACUUAUAAAUCUAAUCAAACAUUAGAGGAGAAUAUUGAUGCAAAGACCGUGUCUGAAUCUCCUGCAAAACAAAUGGCUACGAAACCUGCAGUGACCAUAGGUACCAAAACACCUGGAAGUACUCGAUCGGAAAAAAAAUUGCCGGUUUCAGAAAACAAUUGCACAGAGCUAGAGGAUUUCGCGUCUAUUGAUGGUGUGCAAUCUGCUAAAAGUGACCGAACAAAAAAAAAACGAGUUCCAGCAGGCAGCGCUGACGGUGGGACAGAACUACCAACGUCUUUAUCCAAACGCUCAAUGUCUACCAAGAAGGGUUUAGAAAAUAACGCGAACACGUCAGGACCAAUAACAUCAUGGUUACUAGAUGAACCAUUGUCAGAUAAGGCGGCUGACAUCGAUACAACGGAAAGUGAAGAUGAGACUUGCUCCUCCUAUUCAGAAGUAGACGAGGAUGUAAUUUUCUCCAGAAGUGGAAACAUUCUUGAGAAUCUAAGCCCGAAUAGUUCAAUUUCUCCUAAUGGCAUUGAAACGUCGAAACAAAAAGAUAAAGCUUCGGAGUCUUCCCUUUCUCCAGAGUUUGAUCAUUGGCAAAAAUGUUCGAAGUCCUUGCCAGGAUUAGUACUCCCUUCACCCAGGAAACAACUCUCCUUCGCCGAUGACUCUUUAGCGGUUGAUUGCGAUCUGAGCACCACAAAUACCGAUAAGCACAAAAAUACCGAAGAAAAGUCCGUGAAGUCGUCUGGGAGCAGAAACUUGUCGAAAAAUUUGUCGUCUUCGAAAUCGGAGGCAUCCCGUAUUUCUGCAAAUGUUAGGACACUCAAAGAAGGAAAACAAAGUAAUGGAAGUCCUGCGUUGAAGAGAAAAAGAUUUGUUGGUUAUACAGAGACGCAUUUGCCAAAUAAACAACUCCCAUCUUCCCUGGUUGCAUCGCUAUACCAUGAACCCCUGGCAAACGCGGAUAGGGAUCUGGAUGUACGUGAAAGAAGUCCCACUCAACACUCCAAAAUGACCUUUACUGAAGAAAGUAUGCUUGGUACCAACUGCAGGAUGACACCUAGUUAUCUAUCAGAUGAAUGCACCGCAGUUCCCAUGCCUACCCGACAUCCAACUACAUUUAACCUUUACAUGUCUCCUAGUACUUACCCUGUUCGAGCACGACAGAUUGAGUCAACGGAAGAUUUCGUGGUUUCGUGGCUUUACCUGCAGCCUACAGUUAUUUUCCCCCUACAGACUUCUUUCCGUACCAUGAUCAUGCGUUUAAAGGGUAGUGUAGAGUUCAGAAGUGAUCCGUGUGUUCCAAGUCGCAUGUUGCUGAACUCAGAAGCCAAGUUAGUGGAACUGGAGGCCUGUCGUCUUUUUCAUAUUGCCAAUACAGGAGAAGAAGUUGCGUUAAUCCAGAUGACCGAAGUUUUACGAUAAUCAAGAAUGAUUGAUGAUUGAUGAUUAACCAGACUCUUGCAUUAUACUUCAAAUAUUGUUUUUCAACUUUUUUAAACAAGAAUUCGUUUAAUGUCCCUUUUAAAUGUUGUUCAAGCUGAAGUUCCGUUCAAGUUUUUCGACUUUUCGGUAGACAGAUGGCGUGUGCUCAGAAGUAAACUAAGUCCCGUCGACUGCUAUACUUUAAA
This is a messenger RNA of Daphnia carinata, 2489 nucleotides long. RefSeq lists its product as uncharacterized. The transcript has 12 exons. Bases 265 to 2283 code for a protein of 672 amino acids. Lineage: Eukaryota; Metazoa; Arthropoda; Branchiopoda; Diplostraca; Daphniidae. The record is from RefSeq and is a predicted model, not a curated record.